AUGGGCAGACUAACGCAGCGGGGCCCGGACAUUGGCCGAGGGCGCUCGUCACGGGCCAGGGGCCCGGGGGACGCCAGGGAAAGGAACACCACCGGAUCGGGCCCGGAUCAGCACCGGAUCAAGCCAGGAUCAGGCCCGGAUCAGGACCAGACCAGGACCGGAUCAAGACAGGAUCAGGACCGGAUCAGGCUUUACCAGGACAGGAUCAGGACCGGAUCAGGACCGGACCAAGACAGGAUCAGGCCCGGAUCAGGACCGGAUCAGGCUUUACCAGGACAGGAUCAGGUCCGGAUCAGGUCCGGAUCAGACCCGGACCAGGACCGGAUCAAGACCGGAUCAGGAGCAGACCAAGACAGGAUCAGACCCGGACCAGGCCAGAAUCAGGCCCGGACCAGGACCGGAUCAAGACAAGAUCAGACCCGGACCAGGACCGGAUCAGGACCAGACCAAGACAGGAUCAGGCCCGGACCAGGCUUUACCAGGACCGGAUCAGGACCAGGACCGGACCAAAACCGGAUCAGGACCGGACCAGGACCAGAGCCGGAUCAGGACCAGUUCAGGCCCAGACGAAGCCCAGAUCAGGACCGGACGAAGCCCAGCCCAGGCCCGGAUCAGAACCAGACGAAGCCCAGACCAGGCCCAGAUCAGGACCAGAGGAGGCCUGGGCGAAGCCCAGACCAGGCCCGGGUCAGGACCGGACGAAGCCCAGACCAGGCUCGGAUUGGACGAAGCCCGGAUCAGGACCGGACGAAGCCCAAACCAGGCCCGGAUCAGAACCAGACGAAGCCCAGACCAGGCCCGGAUCAGGACCGGACGAGGCCCGGGCGAAGCCCAGACCAGGCCCGGAUCAGGACCGGACGAAGCCCAGACCAGGCCCAGAUCAGGACCGGACGAGGCCCGGGCGAAGCCCAGACCAGGCCCGGAUCAGGACCGGACAAAGUCCAGACCAGGCCCGGAUCAGGACCGGACGAAGCCCAGACCAGGCCCGGACAAGUCCCGAACCAGGACUAG
Tachyglossus aculeatus (Australian echidna) is the source of this 1011-nucleotide messenger RNA. RefSeq names its product translation initiation factor IF-2-like. Bases 1 to 1011 code for a protein of 336 amino acids. The transcript is spliced from 3 exons. NCBI's taxonomy places the organism in Eukaryota, Metazoa, Chordata, Mammalia, Monotremata, Tachyglossidae. The record is from RefSeq and is a predicted model, not a curated record.